AUGUGCUGGGCAUGUGCCUUGCGCGUGUCUGUGUGUACAAUUUUUCAGCUGAAGUUUUGUAAUCAAUCGGCUACAUUUACUGUAACAUUUUUUUUGUUAACGCUUGGUCUGUCAAGCUGGCAGGAAACACUGCGCCCAAUAUAUCACCGAACGCUUUGGUCCCUAAAGCUAGCCUUCAAUGCUCGAAGACCAGCGCAUGGCCCGGAUGGCACUCAUGAAAGCAUUCCGAGGAUGUACCGCAAAAUGGCAAAAAAACCUUUGUCACAUAGCUUCGCAGUGACGGAGUACAAAGGAGACUGGGAGUUCCACACUACCCAAUGGCAACUCUCCAAAUUCUGGAGAUCCAACGAGCUGUGCCACAUGUGUUGCGCGACAAAGGGUCCCCAAUUUGCUGGCUUGAGUUUUACAUUAUUUGGAGCUGCGUUUCAACGAAGAUCAGUUGCAAAUUCGAUAUUGCAAUGCAUGGGUGCAUCGCCCAAUCCCCUCAUUCUCCUGGAUGGCUGGCACAAUGUCCUGCUGCGUUUUUGCAGCAUGCAUACACUUGCACUCGGAGUUUAUCAGACCCUUUGCGCAGAAGGGUUGCUGUGGCUCACAACGAACGGCUGUUUUGGACAAGGUGACAUGGAUGUCCGCCUUCGGAAGGCGUUUGAGACGUUCAAAGUUUGGAUGAAGGCGUUCAACUGUCGGAUUGUGCUAGCCUUUCUCGCCGAAUCUAGGUAUGAAAUCAGCCAGUUCCAAAAUGAGAUGGAGGAUGCUGGUCGUUUCUUGACGAUGGAGCAAGCAGAGCGCCUCUACGACCGAGGACUGAACCCUUCAUCGUAUCACUGUUACAGCGAGGAGGACUUUCUGGGUUUGAUAAAACCGUUGGCUGUGAAGAGUGCCGCCUCGACUCCGAAAAAAUUCGAAGUCACUGUGCUCAAGCGUUACGUGAUGAGGUGA
Molecule: messenger RNA, 939 nt
Organism: Symbiodinium pilosum
Lineage: Eukaryota; Dinophyceae; Suessiales; Symbiodiniaceae
Source: the annotation of a GenBank genome assembly